CAUUUCUCAAAACCGGAGUCUUAGCUUCAUCAUCUUCUGUGUGUGUGUAUCUUGUUCUUCUUCUUCUCCUGGUGCCAUGUCCAGAAUUCAUCCAAGCCAUAAUCAUCAUCAAGGGCAGGAUCAGUCCAUGUCCAAAGAGAAGACUCAUCCUUAUGUUCUCACGGUGUGGAAGAGAUCCACCAUGACCUUCCAGGGCACCGACGGCUUCACCGUCUUCGAUCACCAUGGAAAGCUAGCUUUCCGAGUCGAUAACUAUUCCAGAAACAACUCCACCGCCAUCCUCAUGGACGGCGCCGGCAAGGCCUUGCUUACCCUCAAGCCUCAGAUAUUCAGCAUGCAGUGGCAUGCAUACAGAGGAGAAGGAUGUUGCAGAAGAAGAAAAAGCAGUGAGAGAGGCGAAAAGCCAAAAGCGUUGUUCAGCAUGAGAUCAAGUGGGUCAAUGGUGUUUAAUGGAGGAUCAGGGGACGAUGAAGAAGCUCAAGUGUUCAUGGGACCAACAUCAUCAUCAUCAUCAUCAGGUUGCAAGGCUCAUGAUGACACACCGGAUUUCAAGGUACAAGGAUGUUUCAGGAGGAGAAACUGCGUGAUCAGGAACAGCCAAGGAGAAAUCGCUGCCAGGAUUUCUAGGAAGAGAGUGAAGAACAAGACGGUUGUUCUUGGCGAUGAUGUUUUCAACCUCGUUGUUCAACCUGGAUUUCAACCUCAACUCAUGAUGGCCUUUAUCAUUGUCUUGGAUCGCAUCCAUAAUAAGCACUACUAUACUCCUCUCUUGUGUUCUUAACACACACACACACACACAUCAAUCUCAUGUAUAAGUACAACUUCCUACAAGAACAGGCAUGGCUUAUUACUUUGCUCUUAAUCAUGAGUGAUUUAAUGACUUCUGUUUCAGAGUCUUGACUCAAA
Messenger RNA from Prosopis cineraria, 906 nucleotides. Its product is annotated as protein LURP-one-related 5-like. The transcript is spliced from 2 exons. The record is from RefSeq and is a predicted model, not a curated record. NCBI's taxonomy places the organism in Eukaryota, Viridiplantae, Streptophyta, Magnoliopsida, Fabales, Fabaceae. Bases 77 to 781 code for a protein of 234 amino acids.